Messenger RNA from Sebastes umbrosus (honeycomb rockfish), 3073 nucleotides. It is a transcript of the gene ccnl1a, whose product is annotated as cyclin L1a. Lineage: Eukaryota; Metazoa; Chordata; Actinopteri; Perciformes; Sebastidae. The transcript is spliced from 10 exons. The coding region runs from base 124 to 1770 and encodes 548 amino acids. Gene Ontology annotation, molecular function: cyclin-dependent protein serine/threonine kinase regulator activity. Gene Ontology annotation, cellular component: nucleus. The record is from RefSeq and is a predicted model, not a curated record. Gene Ontology annotation, biological process: regulation of transcription by RNA polymerase II.
CUACUUUGUCAGUCACCCCGCUCCUCCUCCUCCGCCGCCGUCGUUUCUCCGUCGAGGAGCUGCUCCUUUUCUUUCACUGAUCGCCUUUAAUACAUCUUUUUGUGUUUUUUCGUGCGUUGAAAGAUGGCCGCAGGUCCUCUCUCUGUCUCCUCGAACGCGUCCACAAACAACGAUGGCAUCCUCAUCGGUGACAAAGUGUACUCGGAGGUUUACCUCACCAUCGAUAACUCGCUCAUCCCGGAGGAGCGGUUGAGCCCGACUCCGUCAAUGCUCGACGGCCUCGACCUGAACACCGAGACAGACCUCCGCAUCCUCGGCUGUGAGCUCAUCCAGUCGGCUGGGAUUCUCCUCCGACUACCGCAGGUCGCAAUGGCAACGGGGCAAGUGCUGUUCCAUCGGUUUUUCUACUCCAAGUCCUUCGUCAAGCACAGUUUUGAGAUUGUUGCCAUGGCUUGUAUCAACUUGGCCUCCAAGAUUGAGGAAGCACCCAGACGAAUACGAGACGUCAUCAAUGUUUUCCACCAUCUGAGACAGAUGAGAGGCAAAAAGACUCCAAGUUCAUUGAUACUUGAUCAGAACUACAUAAAUACCAAAAACCAAGUCAUCAAAGCGGAACGGCGGAUCCUGAAGGAACUGGGCUUCUGUGUGCAUGUCAAGCAUCCUCACAAGAUUAUCGUCAUGUACCUUCAAGUCCUUGAAUGUGAGAAGAACCAGACACUGGUCCAGACCGCCUGGAACUACAUGAAUGACACCCUGAGGACAAAUGUGUUUGUGAGAUUCCAAGCCGAGACUAUCGCCUGUGCCUGCAUAUUCCUCGCUGCCCGAGCCCUGCAGAUACCGCUGCCAUCCAGACCUAAUUGGUUCCUGCUGUUUGGAGCCAGUGAGGACGAAGUGAAAGAGGUCUGCAUCACCACCCUAAAACUCUACACCAGGAAGAAGCCCAACUAUGACCAUCUGGAGAAGGAGGUGGAGCGGAGGAAGGUGUUCUUGGCAGAGGCCAAGCUGAAGUUCAAAGGCCUGAACCCUGAUGGUACCCCUGCACUGUCCACACUGGGUGGCUUCUCUCCUGCUUCUAAACCCUGCUCCCCAAGUGUGGCAAAGGUGGAGGAGAAGUCCCCAAAUCCCCAGACCCUCAAACCAAUUAAGAAGGAGCCAGACAACCGGACUCAGGCCAACAAGAGUCCCCACAACGGCUUAAGGAAAGACGUGAAGAUCGGGAGGAACAGCAGGAGCGGAAGUCGAUCUCGUUCAAGAACGCGUUCCCGGUCUAGAUCCCGCUCCCCUCGCAGACAUUACAACAGCAGACGCAGUCGCUCAGGUACCUACAGUUCUCGCUCACGUUCCCGCUCUCACAGUCGCAGUCCAUCGCCACGGCGACAUCCGCCCUCACCCCUCCUCCCCCACCUCAAGUCCAAGACCGGCCACCACGGCAAUAGCGACUCCAAGCCCAGCGGGCGCCACAGCAACAGUGGAGGCGGAGGAUCCGGUCACAAGAGGAAGCGCUCACGUUCUCGGACGCGGUCCCGCACUCCGGUGAAAGUAGACCGGGAACGGGACAGAGAGAGGGAACGAGAGAGGGACAGAGACCGCAGUUCCUUCGACCUCUCUACAAAGAAACACAAACACGAGAGAGGAGCUAGUCAUCGAGGAGACAGGAGAGAGAGGGAGAGGUCUCGGUCCUACGACAGGGACAGAGAGAGGGAGCGUGGCCACAAGAGCAAACACCACAGCAGUAGUGGGCACUCAGGACAUAGCCGUCACCGCCGCUGAGACAACACACAGACAGACACAGGCUAGCUCUAGGACUGAUAGUCACUGACGUAUUUUCAGUAUACUCAAAACAAAACCAGAUAUGGCGUGUUCUCUUAUUGCUGUUGAAUACAGUUGACUGUCAGCAAAUCUCUGUUUGACUCCUGGUCUGUUUAUUUAAUGAAGUCAUGUAAACACUUGCACUACAACUAAUAUAAAAGUAGACCAAAUAUCUGCAACUUGUCAGAUGACUUUGCUGACAUGUCUUUGGGAGUUGGUGACAAAGAACUUUCCAGCAUGUCAAAGCCAAAUGCUGCACCUCUGCCAUGGUUGAGAGAACUUGCCUAGUUUGGUUUCAUUUUGGGUAUAUUACCAGUCUAAUACCAACAUAGUUGGGUGUCUGGGUUUCUCAUAUGCAUCCUGAAAAUUACCAUUUAAACCGUAUGAUUUACAGGAAUGUUGUUGGCAUAAGCCAAAUAACAAAACAUUUAGUUUUACCUCAGCAUUGGAGGCCUAAAUCCUACACAUAGCUUCUGCAUGUACGAAUGUCUUGGUGAUAGAAUAAUUUGACUCUUCUACACAACAGCACACCUGUAGCUGAUAUUUGGCAGAGGUUGUUGAUGUUGUGUUAUUAAAGAUUGAACGUGUGCAUCUGAGGAACCCAGGCUGCAGCAGUAUGUACCAGCAUUAAGUGGACUGUUUGUUAGGUUUACUAGCCUUUUUUAUCCACCCAGGUCAGACAUGAUCAGUGGUUGAGCGAAGGCACCAAUGCAGUGUGACAUCAGUCCCACACCUGUCCUCUCCACCUAUAGGUUUUUCUUCAUUUUCCCAUGAUACCUCCCCCCCACACACACACCCACCAUCUCUCUAGCCUACCCUUAUGUUCUUAGUUUUACAUGUAAAGUUAUGGACUUUGGGAAAAAGAAACUUAUUUACAGUGUAAAGAUGGAUCGGUAUCUGCUGACAAAAUGUGAACGCUUUGAUUUAUAAAAGCGAACUGCUCAGUGGAACGAUUGAGUGAACAAAUGUAAAAGAAAUGCGAUCAUUCAGGAAAGAUCAAUAUGUUUGCACAUUAAGGGACUGGUGGGCAAGUGUUUUUUUUGUUAACUUUUAUUUUUUUUUGGACAGAUAUAUGUUGCUGAAGCUGUUUUGUACAGUUUCAAAAAAGCUGACUGGUAAUAGACUAUGUUUUUCUUUUCUUUUUUACAGCAGGGGAUGCAGACUUGAAUUCAUAAAUUUUAGGGUUGUCAAUUUGUUACACUGGUUUUUAGUCUGCACGUGUUCAUGUCCAAUUUUUAUUCAAUAAAUGAGUUAUGCCACUGAA